AGAGCAGGCGUCAGCAGUAGUCAGCGAGGACGGGGGAGUGAACACAGUCGGACGAGACCAACAUGAAGCCGCCACCUAUGAAGUUACUUCUGCUACUCGCACUGGUCCAUCUGGUGUGUUCAGACCCUGCCAAGGACGCUCUGCCUGACGGAGAAAGAAACGCGCUGGCACUCCGGGACGACGACCCUGAUGGAGCAGCCAUCCCAGCACUCGCUGCCAAGACCAACCAGGACAGUGCCGAACUGCCUCCCGGGGUAGAGACCAACACUGCCUUGAGUCCAGACAAAAGAGGAUUCUUUUCCAAGCUGAAAUCCUUCUUUCGCCGCAAGGGAAGAAAAAAGGGAAGAAAAGGAAAAAAAAUUAAAUACAACACAGAUGAUGAAGAUGGCAGUGAGGAAGAAAGCCACGAAAAUUAUGAAAAAAGAAGCGAAGACGACUUGAAUCCUGAGAACAGUGAGGCUGAUGAAGCUAGCACUGAGGCUGAUGAGGGCACUGAGGCUGAUGAAGCUAGCACUGAGGCUGAUGAGGGCACUGAGGCUGACCAGGGCAGUGAAGAGGAUUUAGCUGAGAAUCAGCAAUACGCUUCUAAGUCCAGGGACAACGUGAAGUGCAAAAAGUGCAAAAAGGCGGAGAAGGUGUGCAGAAAGUCGAAGAGGUGCCGAGGCUCUAAAAAGAAGUGCAAAAAGUUGAAGAAAAAGUGUAAAAAGAACAAGAAGAAGUGCAAAAAGUCGAAGUGUCAAGGCCUUUAAGAAGUACAAUUAAGGCUCCUCCAACAAGAAGUGCCAAGGCUUCAGCAUUUGGGGAAAAAAAAUCCCAAACGAAGAAAAAAUACCAACUGUUAAAAGGGAAUAACCUAUUACAAGUGUCUGGGUGAUUUAAAUGAUGAGUUAUAAUAUAAUUCGUCACAAGGAUGAAUUAACUGAUCAAUAUUUGUCUUUUUCUCAAUAGACUAUUAGCAUAUGA
Messenger RNA from Homarus americanus (American lobster), 963 nucleotides. RefSeq names its product axoneme-associated protein mst101(2)-like. Bases 63 to 749 code for a protein of 228 amino acids. The record is from RefSeq and is a predicted model, not a curated record. The transcript is spliced from 4 exons. NCBI's taxonomy places the organism in Eukaryota, Metazoa, Arthropoda, Malacostraca, Decapoda, Nephropidae.